This is a messenger RNA of Trichobilharzia regenti, 2922 nucleotides long. The record is from the annotation of a GenBank genome assembly. NCBI's taxonomy places the organism in Eukaryota, Metazoa, Platyhelminthes, Trematoda, Strigeidida, Schistosomatidae.
UGUCCAGCAUUUUAUAAUCAGGUAAGUUCAUUCAUUUGCUUUUUAUAUGUCAAAAGUUUUGAAAUAAGUGAAACCAAUUUUUAAAUUGCAGAGUACAAAUGUCAGUUUAACGAAUUGUAUACUUAAGGAUUUUUGGAAGCAAUCGAAUAAUCUGUUAUUAAUUGACUUAAUAAGUAAUCGGUGUGACAGCAGAUAGAUUCAAAGAAUAUUUGAGAGAAGUUGGAAAGACGUGGCUCCGUAUCGACUGCUGUGAUGAGGUUAUCUCCAUUGUUGAUUAGGAUUUUAAAUAUUGUAUUAAUUGUUUUAGACAGUCAACAAAAGUUCUGGAUCGCUGUUUCUUGAUUGUUAACAUUUAACAGUAAAUCCAGUUUUCGUAAAUCGAGAACAAUGAACUUUGUGUGGUGGAUUUAGAUCAUUUCGCUUUGUGUCUUCUGAAUCUCCCAUUUAUGUCUGUAUCUGUAGCACUCGACAGCUACUUUCAUUUACAUGCAGUUGACAGUUAGACACACACCUACUGUGUGGGAGCUGAUGGUUUCCCAAACCUCGGUAGGUGGGGUGUGUCUCUGAAAGUCCUAUUUUUCAAUUUAAUUAUUAUUUUGCAGUUUCUUGGUCGAUUUUAUAGUAUGAUUUGCCUUGAACAUAUUUACAGUAUUAAUGGAUGGAGUCAUGAACUUCGUCACUUUUCCUCCCAUAUACAUUGAUGCAUAGUUAUGAAAAGACUACCAUUGAGCUAUAAACUAUUUUCAUUUGGAGAUGACGUCGUAAACCAGUUAAAUUUACACAGAUCUUGAAAUCAGUGUGUAUUUGGCGGAAACAGAGCACAGUACAUCUUAAUGCAUUUAUUUUUCAUGCUAUAUAAAUUUAAAAAGCGAGUUAAUUGUGUAAAGUGUGAUUGUCGUCUACUCAUUUCAUCUGUCCCAAUGUCUUCUUUAUUUUUUUCUUCUGUGCUCUGUAAGGACUUUAAUUGUUGUACUGUCGCAAUUCUUCAUAUAGUGUUUUACUUGUUGCUGAUUUAUCCUUUACUUUUGAGCUCUCUACUGUGACAAAAGCUAGUGGAAAACGGAAAUAUCGAAAGUCAUGAAUUCUGAUGCAUUUUACGUAGGCAAACAGUAUCUACGAUAAAUGUGCUUUAUUUUCUUGUGAAAAACCUAUACAAAUUUUAGGUUUCCUUUUCAUGGGAAUACAUUUUUUAUCACAACAACAUAAUAAUACUUCUCCAUUGAAUUCGGUUGAGGCAUAUAAUACCACAAGUAUCCAUUUUGUAAACUGUAACUACUAAAAUAUUAAAUAUCUGUAGUAACUUUUGUUGAGAAUGAGUAUACAUAAAUUAAGAGCCUUUACAUUAAAGAAAUAAUCAUUAACUGGUUAAGCUUUCAGUUCUUGCCAACGCUAAAUACUGUGUAUACUUGUAUCUCAGCAGUUUCAUUUGUUUGUAUACCACUUCAUCUGUAUUUCGCUAAGUCUAACUUGAUCUAUGCUGUUAGUGAGCAUAUCACUUAAAAUAUUGGAACCUGGAUCAUAUUUCAUAUCAUGUAGUUUGGUGAUGGUUCGCGGUGGUGGUGGUGAUGGAGGUUACAACUUGUGGUGUUUACUUCUUCGACAUUUGGGAUGCUGUAGUUUAAAAUAAUUUUUAUGUUAUUGUUUCCUCAUUCGUUUUAUUUCUUGAAACCGUUUCAACUUCGACCACUGAAAUAAAUUGAUAACGUUUUAUAAUACGAAUUCGUUUUAGUUGUUUUAUCAAAGUUUCAACAGGUGUCAAUAAAGUUAAAUUAAUGUUUACACUUCAUUUAGGUACUCCAUAUAAUGAACAAGCUUCAUCUACCGCCACCUUUUGAUGAUCCGGAACAUUUUCCUGGGGAUUAUCUGGUCAUUUCAGCGACAGAGUACGCGAAAAUGCAAGCAAUGAUAGAUAACUUUAAAAAUGUUCCAAGAAAAGAUCACAAUGACAUAGAUUCGAAUGCAGAAGAGAUGGAUUUAUCUAGUGGGCCAGAGUCCGAACUUACUUCUGAUGAUGAGAUUAAAACAAAUUCACAGCAACAAAAUAUUCCAGUCAGAAAACGUCUGAGAGUGCACAAAAAACUGUCAUCUGCAUCCUCUGCCCGUUAUCCUGUAACUUCAAAGCGUCAAAAUGUUAGUGUCAGUGAUUUGUUUGAAGCAACUACAGUCUCUAAGAAGUUGCAUCUGCCAGAAGUUCUUAAUGUUAAUACCCAAUCAGAUCAUGUUGUAUCGCAUAGUGAUGUCGAAGGGGGUUUCGGACUUAUUCAGUCAGAACCUAUAAUAGAGGAGAAGUACUUCGUUGACGAGGUGCCUAAUGUUUCACAAGGGAAUCAGGAAAACUACUCCUUCUCUGUAGACUUCAAGUUGCGUAAAGAUCGACUGUCUGAUGAUGAAGAAAGCGUAGAUUUAGAAAAUCGGAUACCCCUCCCAGAUCAGCCAUCUACAAGAAGUCACGAUGUGUCAGCAUUAAUAGAAAAUAGUUGUCCUAACUUAAUUUCUGUACUUUCUGUUAAUGAAGUUUUAUCCAAUUGCUUGAAGGCUGAGGAUUAUAAAAACUAUAAUGUGUUCGCUAAAUAUGAUGCUGGAACUCCUACUUCCCGUUUAUAUAUAAAGAAUCUGUCACAAGCAGUAACAGAGACUGAUUUAUUCAAAAUAUUCGGUGUAUUUUCAAAUGGCCCUGUAAGUGAUAAUGAUUGGAAACCAAGCAUUUCAGUGGAUUCAACUGAGUGCUUUUCAGUCAGACUUUUGACGGAGGGUCGAAUGAAAGGUCAAGCAUUUAUUGGUCUUGCAUGUGAAUCAACUGCGAAACAAGCUUUAGAAACUACAAAUGGUUACAUGUUGUAUGGUCGUCCAAUAGUUGUUCAGUUUGCUAGAGGAGCUAAGGCGAAAGUGGAUGAAAAAAGUCUAAUACUAACAAACCAAUAG